AUGCUAGAGGCAUCACCUGGAAUCCUACUCGCAUCACCUGGGAUGCUAGUAGCACCACCAGGGAUGCUAGUAGCAUCACCAGGGAUGCUAGUAGCAUCACCAGGGAUGAUAGUAGCAUCACCUGGCAUGCUAGUAGCAUCACCUGGCAUGCUAGUAGCAUCACCUGGUAUGCUGGUAGCAUCACCUGGGAUGCUAGUGGCAUCACCUAUGAUGCUAGUGGCAUCACCUGGGAUGCUAGUAGCAUCACCUGGUAUGCUAGUAGCAUCACCUGGUAUGCUAGUAGCAUCACCUGGAAUGCUAGUAGCAUCACCUUUAAUGCCAUUAAUUAUCUUCUUCUUCUUAAUCUUGGGUUAUACAUUUGGAUACAGAAUUACUGGUGAAGUGUGUCCACUUCCAUCAAGUUUGAAGACAAAUUAUGAUUUCAACUGGAAAUCAAAAACAAAUGAAUGGUCGAAUACACAGACUAAAGCAAGCUAUAUAAUGCUUGCAUUAUCAUGGAGUCCAACUUAUUGUGCAUCACUAACUCAAGCAGCACGUGAUAAAAAAUUUCAAUGUCAUCCAAGUAAUUCGUUCGGUUUGAUUGUUCAUGGUUUAUGGCCUCAAGCAUCGAACGCUGAAAAUGUUCGAGCUCAUCCACGAAAUUGUCGUGAUGAACCUCAAUUGAAUGCAACAUUUGUUAAAAGAUAUUUCUGUAUUAUGCCUGAUGAAGAUCUCGUUCAAGGAGAAUGGGAGAAACAUGGUACUUGCCACUAUUCAGAAGCAGUUGAUUAUUACACAGUGACGGAAGAACUUUUCAAAAGUCUUAAACUACCAGAAUACAAUCUAUUAAAUACAGCAUCAGCCACAGUAAUCAAAGAUGAAUUUCUUACACUCAACGCACCGGCACUAUUUGCAUCGGCAAUCCGAGUCGAUAUGGAUUCAAAAGGUCGUUUCAAAGAAGUCAAAAUAUGCUACGAUUUACAAUAUCAAUUUGCCGCUUGUACAUGA
Messenger RNA from Rotaria sp. Silwood1, 987 nucleotides. The record is from the annotation of a GenBank genome assembly. NCBI's taxonomy places the organism in Eukaryota, Metazoa, Rotifera, Eurotatoria, Philodinida, Philodinidae.